UAAGUCAGAGCAUCUAGCGAUCUGGUUAUGUUUACUAAUAUGGCGUACCGACGUUUGAUUUGAAUUUGUUCGUUACGUUAUGCGUGAUACUUGGUGCAGUUCGUAAGACGUGAGUCGUAGCCUCGUGUUCCACGGAGAAGGAUUGCACAGGAUACUGAUACUCGGCUGUUCAGUGUUCACGUUAUCUUAUAGCUACGCACAAUGGAUAACUUCAUAAAAAUAGAGAAAAUAGGUGAAGUACAUUGGAGCAGGGUUUGUAAAGAAAAUAAUUCAUGGUAAACUUGGGUAUUUCUUCGAUCAGAUAUAGAGAAUUAUUUUGCUAGAAUAAUACAAUGCUGUGCGAAUGUAUUAGGAACAUAUGGAGUGGUAUAUAAAGGAAAGCAUAAGAAAACUGGAGAGAUCGUAGCGAUGAAGAAGAUUCGCUUAGAAAGUGACGACGAGGGAAUACCAUCGACAGCUAUUAGAGAAAUUUCGUUGCUCAAGGAGUUAACUCACCCGAACAUUGUUAGUUUGAUUGAUGUAUUAAUGGAAGAGUCAAAAUUGUAUCUUAUUUUUGAGUAUCUCACAAUGGAUCUGAAAAAAUACAUGGAUACUUUGGGCAACAAGAUGAUGGAGCCAGCUGCAGUCAAGUCGUACUUAUAUCAGAUCACACGAGCGAUCUUGUUUUGUCACAAGCGCAGAAUACUGCAUCGCGACUUGAAGCCGCAAAAUUUGCUUAUCAAUAAAACGGGCGUCAUCAAGGUAGCAGACUUUGGAUUGGGAAGGGCAUUCGGGAUCCCAGUCAGAAUAUAUACGCACGAGGUGGUGACUUUGUGGUACAGGGCACCGGAAAUCCUCCUCGGUGCCACUAGGUAUUCUUGUGCGAUCGACAUGUGGAGUAUUGGAUGUAUUUUCGCGGAGAUGGUGACCAAGAAACCAUUGUUCCAAGGAGAUAGUGAGAUUGACCAGCUCUUCAGGAUAUUCCGAAUACUGAGGACACCUACGGAGGAUUUAUGGCCAGGCGUUACGCAGUUGUCGGAUUAUAAAGCCACAUUUCCGAACUGGAUGACGAAUAACUUGCACACACAAGUAAAGAAUUUGGAUGAAGAUGGAUUGGACUUGUUGGAAUCUAUGCUCACAUACGAUCCUGUGUACAGAAUAUCCGCACGAGCGGCCUUGCAGCAUCCCUACUUCAACGACUUGGAUACAUAUAAGAUACCCGCUGCAUAAAGCGAAGGAGCUGCUUGAGAGAACAGAAACUAAGUUUGUUGUUCUUGCAUUUGUGACUAUUAUUUUAAUUCUAAUUUUAAUCGUGCGUGAAGAGUAUGUCUCGAAGUUGUAUCGAAAAACUUAAUUUAUUCGAGUCCUAUGUUCUUUCUAUGUUCGCUUGAUCAUACUUUGUCUGAUUGUUUUAUCGAUUUAUUUUUUAGUUUUUUUUUAUCGCCAUUUUAUCCACAUUUUCUAUGAAAAUACAUGUCGUACAGUUCUUCUCGGACUACAUAGAUUUCACGCAUACAUGAAUUGAAAUAUUAAAAUAUCACAUUUUAUUUGACAUUUAUGCAUUUAAGUAAGUUUCAUAAAGAUCAUUCGCGCGAUACAUGACCCUUAAUUAAUAAUACCAGUUUCCUAUAUUUUCCUAUGCUCAUAUAUGCGUAUGUACGGACGUUAGUAUUACGUGUGAUUAAGUCGCACGUUUUACUUGUUUCUACGAGAUUGGUGAAAAAAUAAUUACGGAGCUUGCUGUUGAGUAGCAAAAAUUGUAAUUACUUUUGCACCGAUCAAUAUAUAUAUAACUUCUUUUUUCAUACAAUAUUAUACGUAUUCUCCUACACAUAUCUAUUUGAAUACUAUUUUAAAACUUGGAUUAAAGUCAAUAUUUUUUUGGUGAAUAUAUUACUCGUUUGUAAAAACUAAUAUUUUUCUAUCUUAGUCUCUCACGUAGGUAAAUUUGGAAAGGAUUAGUAGGAUACACAGUAUAUUAGUGACACGUAACAAUUUGUAAGUCUUGUACCUUAUAAAUAAAUGAUAUUAUACUUAUUGC
Messenger RNA from Ooceraea biroi (clonal raider ant), 2020 nucleotides. RefSeq names its product Cyclin-dependent kinase 1 (gene Cdk1). NCBI's taxonomy places the organism in Eukaryota, Metazoa, Arthropoda, Insecta, Hymenoptera, Formicidae. Gene Ontology annotation, biological process: mitotic G2 DNA damage checkpoint signaling; G2/M transition of mitotic cell cycle; protein phosphorylation. The record is from RefSeq and is a predicted model, not a curated record. Gene Ontology annotation, cellular component: nucleus. Gene Ontology annotation, molecular function: ATP binding; cyclin-dependent protein serine/threonine kinase activity.